AUGGUCACCUAUAAUAAUGCCUGCUCUGUGCCUAGCUCGUUCUGGCUCGUGGGCAUCCCAGGACUGGAAUCCCUGCACAUCUGGCUCUCCAUCCCCUUUGGCUCCAUGUACCUGGUGGCUGUGGUGGGGAAUGUCACCGUCCUGGCUGUGGUAAGGAUGGAACGCAGCCUACACCAGCCCAUGUACUUCUUCCUGUGCAUGUUGGCUGUCAUCGACUUGGUCCUAUCAACCUCUACCAUGCCCAAACUAUUGGCCAUCUUCUGGUUUGGUGCCUGUAACAUUGGUGUGGAUGCCUGCUUGACCCAGAUGUUCUUCAUCCACUGCUUCGCCACUGUCGAGUCAGGCAUCUUCCUUGCCAUGGCUUUCGAUCGCUAUGUGGCCAUCUGUGACCCACUACGCCAUACCUUGAUGCUCACCCAGGCUGUCGUGGGUCGUUUGGGGCUAGCUGCCCUCCUCAGGGGGGUUCUCUACAUUGGACCUCUGCCCCUAAUGAUUUACCUGAGGCUGCCCCUUUACCGAACACAAAUCAUUGCCCACUCCUACUGUGAGCACAUGGCCGUGGUCGCCUUGGCAUGUGGUGACACAAGGGUCAACAACUUUUAUGGUAUGGGAAUAGGCUUCCUGGUAUUAAUCCCUGAUUCAUUAGCCAUUACUGCUUCCUAUGUGAUGAUUUUCAGGGCUGUAAUGGGAUUGGUCACCCCUGAGGCCAGGCGUAAAAGCUUAGGGACAUGUGGUUCUCAUAUCUGUGCCAUCCUCAUCUUCUAUAUCCCCAUUGCUGUUUCUUCUCUCACCCACCGCUUUGGCCAUCACGUGGCUCCCCAUAUCCAUAUCCUUUUGGCCAACUUUUACCUCCUCAUCCCUCCUAUCCUCAACCCCGUUGUCUAUGCUGUUCGCACUAAGCAGAUCCGAGAGAGACUUCUCCACAUUCUUAAGGCGGGGGCUCAACCCAGGUGA
Molecule: messenger RNA, 954 nt
Organism: Galeopterus variegatus (Sunda flying lemur)
Lineage: Eukaryota; Metazoa; Chordata; Mammalia; Dermoptera; Cynocephalidae
Product: olfactory receptor 52M1-like
Exons: 1
Coding region: 1-954 (317 amino acids)
Biological process (GO): G protein-coupled receptor signaling pathway
Cellular component (GO): membrane
Molecular function (GO): G protein-coupled receptor activity; olfactory receptor activity
Source: RefSeq, a predicted model, not a curated record